GGCGCUUGGAUUGGUCGGGACCCUGGAGACGACUCCGAACGUGGCGCGGGGUUUACUCGCUGCGGCUCGGCAGGGACUAGUGGGCGGAAUGUCCCAAGCCGGUGGCGGUGCGGGCGGUGAUGCGGGGCAAGAAAACUCUGCUGCUGCCGGCCCGUUCAGCUUCAGCCCGGAGCCCACGCUUGAAGACAUCCGACGUCUCCAUGCAGAAUUUGCAGCUGAGCGGGACUGGGAGCAGUUCCACCAGCCUAGAAACCUGCUCCUAGCCUUGGUGGGAGAAGUGGGCGAGCUGGCAGAACUCUUCCAGUGGAAGUCUGAUGCAGAGCCUGGUCCUCAAGCCUGGCUGCCAAAGGAACGAGCAGCCCUUCAAGAGGAGCUCAGCGACGUCCUCAUCUACCUGGUGGCAUUAGCAGCCCGUUGUCGCGUGGAUUUACCUCGAGCAGUAAUUGCCAAAAUGGACACCAACCGACGACGCUACCCAGUCCAUCUCUCUCGAGGUUCUGCCUGCAAGUACACAGACUUGCCCCAUAGGUCCAUCCCCGAAAACCAGGCUGUGGGGGCUGCAGAACCUACCUCUGAGUUGCAAAGCCAGGCCUCCAUCUAGGAAACAGUGUCAGAACAGCAGAGAUGGACUCGUUCUAGUCCAUUCUUAACUGAAUCAUAGGUCUGAGGCCCAAGAGUUUCCAAAAGAUAAUCUCCUGGUCUUUUCUCUCUCAAUAAAAUGAUACAUGACAACAACAUUUAUAUUUUUCCUGGGUAGCUAGAUAGAACAUCUCAGGUCCUUCAGAGAAGCAGGCUUACAAAAGCAGAGAGCCGGAAGUAAAUGUGGGUGGGCCACAAGGCUUUGAUGAGUGCAGAAUACAGCUUCCUUUCCUCUUUGGUCCCUUGGUACAAGGCCACCCACCCCUCUCACCUGGCUAAUUCUGUUAUUCCUCUGCAGCGAGGUGGUAUUGAGUGAAUGAUUUAUGUGGUGUGUAACCUAAGGCACCCCACUUCCCCUGAGACUGCUAGGCCUGCCUCCCCAAGACGGUGUCACACAGAGAAAGCAGUAGUAGUGAUUGUCUGCCCCUCAGCCUGUUUGCACAUUAGUGAAGUGAGGGUUUCCCAGCACCCUCUCCUGCCCAUCUUGCCUUCUCAGGUAAAGCAAGUCAUCAUUAAACUGCUUUAUUUU
This is a messenger RNA of Chionomys nivalis (European snow vole), 1168 nucleotides long. It is a transcript of the gene Dctpp1, whose product is annotated as dCTP pyrophosphatase 1. The transcript is spliced from 4 exons. The record is from RefSeq and is a predicted model, not a curated record. NCBI's taxonomy places the organism in Eukaryota, Metazoa, Chordata, Mammalia, Rodentia, Cricetidae. Bases 89 to 601 code for a protein of 170 amino acids. Gene Ontology annotation, molecular function: nucleoside triphosphate diphosphatase activity. Gene Ontology annotation, biological process: nucleoside triphosphate catabolic process.